GUAGCUCGCGCCCGCAGAAAACGUACUUCGCUUUCGUUUCAGCCUAUGGGGUAAACAUCAAGCAUAAUGUUAAUGGUUGGCGGCCCUGAUUAAAGUUCCAAUGCAAGUCUUUCACAUGAGUUCGUCACGAUGUGCGACGUGAGGGGCAGUACCCGAUGUCGACACCGAAUGGCAAUCACCCCGCACGCCCGCACGUCCGGUGCCGCAGAUCAUGUACCAUUAUAUAGAUGUACCAAAAGUACAUAUCGACAGCACCUACUGUGUCACCGAAUACGCGAGGCCUUUUUUCUGUAAACCGUACCACUAUAAUAUCUCACCAUGCCGCUGCCCACUGAAGUCGUCCAAAACCUGAGGCAGACCGUUGAUGCAGCCUGUGCGGACCCAAAGACAUCCAUCCCAGGAACUAGCGUCGUUGUUGUAGGCAAAGAUGGCGAAGAACUCUUUGCGCACGCCGCUGGCCAACGUGGUGUUGCAAGCAACGAGAACAUGACUCUCGACAACGUGUUUUGGAUCGCAUCUUGCACUAAGAUGAUCGCCGGGCUGGCCUGUAUGCAGCUUGUUGAGCAAGGACAGCUACAUCUGGAUGACGGAGAUGAGAUAGAGAGGUUGGUUCCAGAGCUGAAAGAGACGAAAGUACUGCAAAAGGAUGGUAGUCUGGUGGACAAGAAGAGGAAGAUAACACUGAGAAUGCUCUUGACGCAUACCGCUGGCUUCGGCUAUACAUUCUUCAAUGAAUCUCUGUGUGCCGUAUUGGAUGGGUUCGAUGAGUUCUCUGGAGACGUCAAGGACAUACUUCAGCCGCUGACCUUUCAACCGGGCGAGGGCUGGCAGUACGGCGUAAACAUUGACUUCGCUGGCCUGGCUCUCGAACGCAAGACCGGCAUGUCGCUAAACGACUACUGUCAGAAGAACAUCUACGAGCCACUAGGAUUGAAGAAUAUAUCCAUGUUCCCCAACGAGGAUAUGAAAAAGCGACUGGCGUCCAUGCAUCAACGAAACCAAAAUGGCAGCUUGGUCGAGCGAGACCAUCUACUUCUCAAGUCCUUGAAAGCUACGAGCAACGAGAUUGGCGACAUCCUGAACAGCGGAGGUGCAGGUGCUUUCGCAACACCAUCAGACUAUGCGCAAAUCAUCGCAACGCUUCUGAACGACGGCAAGUCAGCCAAAACCGGUGCCCAACUCCUCAAGAAAGAGACAGUAGACCUCAUGUUCACGAAUCAAAUACCACAAUUCCCCGACUUUGGUCGUCAGGGAAUCCCAGCGGCCAAGCCUGACCUCACAAACGCUAUUCCAGACAUAUACCCAGUGGAGGGUAAGCCUCCUCAAGGCUGGGGUCUGACGUUCAUGCUGUCCAACGGAGGCCCGACUGGUCGGUCCAAGAGUACUGGGUUCUGGGCUGGGCUCCCGAACUGCUGGUGGUGGUGUGACAGAGAGAAGGGAGUCGGCGGAAUCGUUUGCAGUCAGAUCCUGCCGUUUGGUGAUCCCAAGGUGCUUGGAUUGUGGUUUGACGUUGAGACGCAGAUCUACAAAGCCUUGGGGGCUUGAUCGUAUGUCAUGUUGGGUGACUCUGCUUAUGCAGUCGGUCCGUUUUGUUUUGACGGAUUCGGCCGGAUGGACGUGAUCGUCAGUGUCUUCAUAUCGAAACUCGCGUCAAAUUGCAUUCUGAGGACCGGUCGAUCUCCUUUCUCUCUUGGUACACUCUUUAAGG
Alternaria rosae is the source of this 1708-nucleotide messenger RNA. RefSeq names its product beta-lactamase/transpeptidase-like protein. Bases 319 to 1545 code for a protein of 408 amino acids. The record is from RefSeq and is a predicted model, not a curated record. Lineage: Eukaryota; Fungi; Ascomycota; Dothideomycetes; Pleosporales; Pleosporaceae. The transcript is spliced from 3 exons.